GGACAAAAUUGGGAUAUUACUCUCAUUUUCAAUUGACGCGAACGGACCGAAAAGAAGAAGAAAAAAGAAAAGCAAGGUGGAAGCAAGCAACAUCGUCAUCCUCAUGGUUUUGGUAAUGUGAUGACGGGUUGGUGAUCCACUUGUGUCCGAUAGCAGCAAAACAGAGCAGAAGCAAUGGCAAGGCGAUCCUACAAGAUCGACUUGGGCUGCAUAGCCUGCGACGAGCUCAUCGAAAUCGGCGCCGGCAAGUCAGGCUGGCUCGUUGACAACCCAAACCUUCUCUGCGCCAUCGACACUCAUUCCCUCGCCCUCGCCAACCGCUCCUCUAUUCUCCUCAUCCUCUCCUGGUCCGACUCCAACGCAUCUCGCGUCAUGAUCCGACCCGAAUUGUCUCCUAUCGAGGCCGAAUUCAUCUCUGCCAUCGAGUGGUUCGUCUUGGAUGACGUCAGCGUCGUCGUCGCCGGCACCUCCUGCGGUUACCUCCUUGUUUUUUCGCUCCGUGGGGAACUCAUUCAUAGACAGAUGAUUUAUCCUGGACGAGUUUUAAAGUUAAGAGUUCGGGGAACAAAGAAAGACUUAAUUCAAGAUACUUCAUCAGAAGAAUUUUGUGUCAUUAUGCCAGGCGUAGUUGCCCGCUUUGAUGGCUCGGAUAUUCAGAAUAUGCUUCAGAAAUGGUUUGAAGAAGAAUAUCCUCAAUUUUGGGUUCAAAAGCCAAAGAGCCAAGAUUCAGAGGAUUUUGAAAAUCAAUAUGUAAAAUUACCUUACCAGUUAUGGAAUAUUGGCAAGUAUGGUACUUGUGCUGAUGCAGCACUCACAGGCAUAAUGCCUCCACCACUAUUGGAAAACCAGUCCAGUCAACGUUAUUAUUGUGCAGUGGCUGUUGGAGAGGAUGCUGUGAUCUCAGCAUACAGACUCUCUGAGGACAAAGGCAGGUCUUUAGUGGGAGAACUCUUGUCUAAAGUUGUACCCGCAGCAUUUUCCACAGUAGCAUCUUUUUCGAAGUUGAUUUGGCGGAGUGAACAGACGUCUCCCAAGAAAUCUCCAAAGAAAUCAGAGGAGAAGCCACAGCCCUUUGCUCGAGCUUCACCUUUGACUUGUUUUAAGGAUCACCCUAGGAAGGGUGAGAAGCUUACCUUAUCCCCAAGUGGUACAUUGGCUGCUAUAACAGAUUCACUUGGUCGCAUAUUGCUGCUUGAUACUCAAGCGCUUGUGGUUGUGCGCUUGUGGAAGGGAUAUAGGGACGCCAGCUGUCUAUUCAUGGAGAUGUUGGUUAAUAAAGACACCACAUCGUCAAGCUCUAAUCACUAUGAACCUGUGAAGAGUGAUUACUGUUUGUGUUUGGCUAUUCAUGCACCUAGAAAAGGAAUCAUUGAGAUCUGGCAAAUGAGAACUGGACCUCGUCUUAGAACAAUUCCUUGUGCAAAAGGUAGCAAAAUGUUGCAACCAACGUACAGGGUUGGUGCUUCAACGUCUUCCGCUCCAUAUGUGCCACUUGAAGUUUUCUUCUUAAAUGGGGACUCGGGUGUGAUUUCAGUCUUAAGUCGAACCUUGGAUUCUUGAAAGGUUUUAAGUUUAUUUUAUUUUUCUCUCACCUUCUAUACUAAACUAUAAUACAUGCAUUGUUAAAAUUUCAAUUUAGUCAAUGGUGAUUGUUGUUUUAUCUUUGUAUUCAGUUAAGGUCAAUGGUCGCAUAUUACCAAAUACCAAUAUCACAUAGUAACAUUAAGAUCUGUAAGUUUCUCUUAGAAAAAAAUGAAAAAAAAAAGGACAAAAGGGGAUCCCUAACCGUAAUGAUUUCCUAAUAAAAUUUGCAUGCCGAUGGGGGGUAAAUGUGCUUGAUUAAGGUUGACUGUAUUUUCUUCGUUUUGGAAUUGGUGAUCAUAAUUGUUUUUUAUUUCUUAAUCAACAAAUUUUCUCUAGAAAAUGGUUAUGGAUCGAUGCGAUGGGGACGUGGAAGAAUGAUGCAUUAGCUUUCACUGCACUUCUAUAAGUUGAGUUGGUUCCACAAUUGAAUAAUGUACAAAAUUUGUUUCCAUGGCAAAUUGACUGUCAACUAAUCAAAUGGCUAACAUGGCUCGAAUGAGUUGCGCUUUUGGGCUUUUGAUUUUUUCAUUUAAAUAAAAUAAAAUAAAAUAAAAAAGCUGCUAAAUAACCAAUUUGGGUUGGUCGAGUGGUAAGCUCACUCGUUCGCUUAAGCAAGUGUCAGGGUUUGAAUUCCGCCUUGUACAUGCAGUAAUUCAUUGGCCAACGACAGACUUUUAAAUGAAGCUCAGAAAAAAGCUGCUAAAUGUACAAGAGUAUAGUAGUAUAGAAACCAUGGUUCUAAAUACGAACCGAAUUGGCAAGUUGAAUUGGUUCAACUAGAUAUCGAUGCUUAAUCCGGU
Messenger RNA from Arachis stenosperma, 2384 nucleotides. RefSeq lists its product as uncharacterized. NCBI's taxonomy places the organism in Eukaryota, Viridiplantae, Streptophyta, Magnoliopsida, Fabales, Fabaceae. Gene Ontology annotation, biological process: regulation of GTPase activity. The record is from RefSeq and is a predicted model, not a curated record. The transcript is spliced from 8 exons. Bases 175 to 1560 code for a protein of 461 amino acids.